UUUUAAUCAGUUUGUCGUUUUAUUGAUCUUUCUUUUGUGCUUUAAUGUGGGUUUAUUUUGAUUUCUGUUGUUAUUUUCUCUUUCUUUCUUUCUUUCUUGGGUUUUCACCCUGGCGGGGUGGAAUGCCUGGUUACUGGGCUUAUGUGCUCUGAUCUCUCACCUAACAUUACUUUUUCUCUUAUUUUCUGUUUUCUUGGAUUGCCGCGUGUUAGGGUUUCGAGUUCAGAUUUUCCAACAAUGGUUGCAUUUCUUCAAAAUCUUGAUAUACAUGUUUAUUUAUCGAAUAUUCUUUUUCUUUCCUUUUCUUUCUCAGUCUUGGCUAAGUUUUUGGUGAGACGGGAUCAGUAGUUUGAGUUUCUCUUUGUUGUAGUUAGCUCAAUUUGAGGUGCUCGAAUGUAACUGAGAUUUGUUCCAAUCUUUUUUUAUUGGUCUUUUUCUGUGAUGUCGAUUUUCUUAAUCUAAAAUAUGUUUAGAUUACCUUAUUCCAAUGGGAAUUUUAAUAUAAAUUAUAUAUUACCUGGUAACUGUUUUGUUAUUUCUUCUGUUUUUAUUUUCCCUGAUCUAAGAUCGGAAAAUAUUGCUAUUUGUUAUGGGGAUUUGUUAAUCAGAUUUUUUAAUAUUUUAAGUUCGAUCUGAUUCUCUAUAUUAUUUUCUGAGAUCUUGCAUAUUUGAAGAUUGUUCUGGUUCAGUUAAACUUAAUUCAGACGAGACUCCCUUUCUCCUUUUAUUGGUGAUUUCAAGUUUUUCUUUACUCUCUCUCUCUCUCUCUCUCUGAGGGUAUGUGGUCUCCUUAAUCCAUAUGAAUAGGUUACUGUUUAUUGAGUUUGAUCGUUACUUUAUUUGUCAUUUUAUAUUUAUAUUAUUAUCAUUUGGAGGAUGGCUAUUCUGGUUAUCAUAGUCUUCUAUAUCCGAAACUAAAAAAAUGGUGGACUUGGGUUAUUGUCUGACGACGUUGAUUGUUAAUUGAGGGCAUUUUUAAAUUUCUUGGUUAUGGAGCGGGAAACGUCAUGGAUCACUGAUCGCUUUGAAGACAUUGGGAGAGAGGUCCCUGUGGUUUCAGAGUUUGAACCUUUCUUGGAGCUAUGUGAUGAAGGCAGCAAAGAUAAUACAAUGGUUUCAUUGGAUGUUAUUCUCCCUGAUGACUUGUUGGAGCGGAUCCUAGCUUAUCUCCCAGUUGCCAGCAUUUUUAGAGCAGGUUGUGUGUGUAAAAGAUGGAAUGAAAUCGUAAAUUCAAAAAGGUUAAAUACUGCUUCACAGAAACCCUGGUACUACAUGUUUACCAGCACCGAUGAUCCUAUCGGGUAUGCUUAUGAUCCUAUUUUUCGAAAAUGGUACAGCAUCGUUCUUCCCUGUAUAGAGACAUCUAAUUGGUUUAUUGCCUCAUCAUGCGGGUUGGUUUGCUUCAUGGAUAAUGAUAGCAGAAGCCAGCUUUUUGUUUGUAACCCAGUCACAAAAGCCUAUAAGAGGCUUCAAGAGCCUCCAGGUCUGAGGUAUUCUGACUACAGUGCCCUUGCAAUAUCGGUAGAUAGGGCAUCUCACAAUUACACCAUCACAAUUGCAAAGUCUAAGCAAGUCCCAGACAACUUCUUUCAAUGGGAUCUCUCAAUCCAUGUUUAUGAUUCAGAAACAAUGACAUGGGUGACUUCUGCUACAGAGAUGUUUACAGGGUGGAGGGGUGGUGAUGAGAGUGUCAUCUGCAAUGGGGUUCUAUACUUGUUGAUUUAUGCAACUGGAGGUGGCAUGCGCUGGCCUGAUCGCCAUGGCUUGAUAAUGUAUGAUCUCUCUAGCCGAUCUUCCCAUGGUUUGCUGAUGAGGACCUUUAUCCCUGUGCCUUUCUCUCUUACCUGUGGUCGCCUCAUGAACCUCAAAGACAAGCUGGUAAUGGUGGGUGGGAUUGGGAAACAUGACCGGCCAGACAUAAUUAAGGGCAUUGGCAUUUGGAUUCUUGAAGGAAAAGAAUGGCGAGAGGUUUCUAGGAUGCCCCACAAGUUUUUUCAGGGAUUUGGGGAGUUUGAUGAAGUCUUUGCAAGCAGCGGCACUGAUGAUCUCAUAUACAUCCAGAGUUAUGGUGGUCCAGCUCUCCUUGUGUUUGACAUGAACCACAAGCAAUGGAAGUGGUCACAGAAGUGCCCUGUAACAAAGAGAUUCCCACUACAGCUCUUCUCUGGUUUUUGCUUUGAACCAAGGCUUGAAGUUGCACCUUGAUUUAUCUGAUUAUAUUCUCCUUUGAUCUAUUGGAUUGACUUAAUUAUUCGGUUAUUGUUCAGUCGUUUCCUUUUUUUGUUCUUUUUUCAUUCUCAAGAGUUCAUAGAAAAUGUAGUAGUGCAUAAAGCUCUCUAUUCAUGGAAAUGCCAAUUUCAUUCAUUGCUUUUUGGAGA
Nelumbo nucifera (sacred lotus) is the source of this 2378-nucleotide messenger RNA. RefSeq names its product F-box/kelch-repeat protein At3g61590-like. Gene Ontology annotation, molecular function: protein binding. NCBI's taxonomy places the organism in Eukaryota, Viridiplantae, Streptophyta, Magnoliopsida, Proteales, Nelumbonaceae. The record is from RefSeq and is a predicted model, not a curated record.